Arvicanthis niloticus (Nile rat) is the source of this 1692-nucleotide messenger RNA. It is a transcript of the gene Pnkp, whose product is annotated as polynucleotide kinase 3'-phosphatase. Gene Ontology annotation, molecular function: protein binding; polynucleotide 3'-phosphatase activity; double-stranded DNA binding. The record is from RefSeq and is a predicted model, not a curated record. NCBI's taxonomy places the organism in Eukaryota, Metazoa, Chordata, Mammalia, Rodentia, Muridae. Gene Ontology annotation, biological process: DNA repair. Gene Ontology annotation, cellular component: nucleus.
GGGAAAUGAAGACUUCCGGCGGCGGAUCCGUUGCUGGCGGCCGAGCCAGCGCCACAGUGAUUCCAUUCCCCUUCACAGCAUCCUAGGAUGUCACAGCUUGGAUCCCGGGGCCGCCUGUGGCUGCAGAGCCCCACCGGCGGGCCACCUCCUAUAUUCCUGCCCUCGGAUGGCCAAGCCCUGGUCCUCGGUCGGGGACCCCUGACCCAAGUGACAGACCGGAAGUGCUCCCGAAACCAAGUGGAGCUGAUUGCAGACCCUGAAACCCGGACAGUGGCAGUGAAACAGCUGGGUGUUAACCCAUCAACUGUUGGGGUCCAAGAGUUGAAGCCAGGGCUGUCUGGCUGUCUAAGCUUGGGGGAUGUCCUUUAUCUGGUUAAUGGCCUAUACCCCCUGACCCUGCAUUGGGAAGAGACCAGCAGACCAGGAACCCAGCCAGACACGCCACCAGGCACUCCUGUGGAUCCAGAGGAGGGGGAGGAUACUGAACCUCAGAAAAAGCGAGUGCGGAAAUCUUCCCCUGGCUGGGAGAGCUUAAAGAAGUUACUGGUGUUCACAGCAUCUGGAGUGAAGCCCCAGGGCAAGGUGGCUGCCUUUGACCUAGAUGGGACCCUCAUCACCACCCGCUCUGGAAAGGUCUUUCCCACUAGCCCUAGUGACUGGAGGAUUCUAUACCCAGAGAUUCCAAAGAAGCUCCAGGAGCUGGAUGCUGAGGGCUACAAGCUGGUAAUCUUCACUAACCAAAUGGGCAUCGGGAGAGGCAAGCUGUCAGCAGACGUUUUCAAGGCCAAGGUGGAAGCUAUAUUGGAGAAGCUAGGGGUCCCAUUUCAGGUGCUGGUGGCAACACAUGCAGGUCUAAACCGAAAGCCAGUGAGUGGCAUGUGGGACCAUCUGCAGGAGCAGGCCAACGAGGGCAUCCCCAUCUCCAUCGAGGACAGUGUCUUCGUGGGAGAUGCAGCAGGGCGCCCAGCCAACUGGGCCCCAGGAAGGAAGAAAAAAGAUUUCUCCUGUGCAGACCGCCUGUUCGCCCUCAAUGUCGGCCUGCCCUUUGCCACUCCCGAAGAGUUUUUCCUUCAGUGGCCAGCGGCCCGCUUUGAGCUUCCAGCUUUCGACCCGAGGACCAUCUCCAGUGCUGGGCCCCUCUACCUCCCAGAGUCCAGCUUCCUCCUGAGCCCCAACCCAGAGGUGGUGAUCGCAGUAGGAUUCCCUGGGGCCGGCAAGUCCACUUUCAUCCAGGAGCACCUGGUGUCAGCUGGAUAUGUCCAUGUGAACAGAGACACGCUGGGCUCGUGGCAGCGCUGUGUGAGCUCAUGCCAGGCGGCACUGAGGCAAGGGAAGCGAGUCGUGAUUGAUAACACCAACCUAGAUGUCCCAAGUCGGGCCAGAUAUAUCCAGUGUGCCAAAGAUGCAGGUGUGCCCUGCCGCUGCUUCUACUUCUGUGCCACAAUAGAGCAGGCACGCCACAACAACAGGUUCCGUGAGAUGACCGACCCUUCGCAUGCGCCGGUGUCAGACAUGGUCAUGUUUAGCUACAGGAAGCAAUUUGAGCCACCCACGCUGGCUGAAGGCUUCCAGGAGAUCCUCCAGAUUCCCUUCCGGUUACGGGAGCAUCUGGACCCUGCACUGCAGCGACUAUACUGCCAGUUUUCAGAGGGCUGAGUCCUCAAUAAACACUGCUGCUAUUCUGCUCACAGA